CAAUGAAGAAGAGAGAUUCAUGAAAAAACGAGGAUUAACAGAAGUCAUGUUCACUCCACUAAGCUCAAGUUCUCUCACCUCACUCAAGUUAUGAACAAGAUUUUUGAAGGUAGUUGUUUCAAGGAUCAAGUCAAAAGAAUUCCUAAAAUCAUUCAAGGAAAGAUUGAGGCUCUGCAGGUUUUUGAGGAAGAAAAGAGUGCUGUUGGAAGGAAAGGUGCCAUAAAGGGAACUGCAGCUGAGAUUAAGGGCAAUUACAUGGCCCGUGACAUUAUCACAACUAACCCCAUCCCAGGAACAACAGUCUAUACCUCCCUUCCAUGACUCAAUCUUAGAAUAAUUUUCCUCACAAUGA
Messenger RNA from Rubroshorea leprosula, 352 nucleotides. The record is from the annotation of a GenBank genome assembly. NCBI's taxonomy places the organism in Eukaryota, Viridiplantae, Streptophyta, Magnoliopsida, Malvales, Dipterocarpaceae.